This is a messenger RNA of Didymodactylos carnosus, 4047 nucleotides long. The record is from the annotation of a GenBank genome assembly. NCBI's taxonomy places the organism in Eukaryota, Metazoa, Rotifera, Eurotatoria, Philodinida, Philodinidae.
AUGACACAGUCCCAAGUGAAAUUUGAUUCAUCGGUUCCACCUGAUAAAACUGAUGGUGGGCCCAUCUUGUUAACAUUAAUUAUCGACACUCUUAUAUUACCUUCCAAACAGCUAUUAACGAUUCUUGAGAAAUGUUCAAUAGAUUAUAAGAAAUUUAAGCAGGACCAAUGGUAUUUUGGGGUUACAUCAUACACAUUUGAAUUAUCAACGAGCAAAGAAAAUGCUCUCCAAUCCGCUAUAUUAAACUUGAAACAUUUACAACUGAACUCUAAUCAUACAUUUUGGAUAUCAACAAAUCAGGCAAAACAAUCCCUUUCCAUUCCCCGAACUUAUCCAUCAUGCAAAAAUGUAAAAUUGGGUAAAUAUUAUAUGAAUUGUGGUAUUUCAUUAGACUAUUCAUGCGGUUCGUUGAUAUCAAUGAACAAAUAUUAUACCUAUGCGCGUCUACAGAAUACAUGGAGGAUAACGUUUUAUUCGGAUAAAUUUGACAUUGAUUAUGGAUUAAAAGAUGAUCGUAAACGAAUCGUAGUCAAAGCUGACUUUCUCGACAGAUGUGCGAUUGUUACAACAUUAAAUGAUGGUUUUAUUUUGCAUUUGAUGAUGAAAGGAAAUACGCAAGAUCAGAUUACUGAUCCUGCUAGUGAUGCAUCCUCUCUUCCAAGAUAUGUUCGAACAUGUUCAUUAUCAUCAAAACCAUGUUGUUCAACUAUCCGUUUACUCGUCAAAUUAGACAGUCCAAAAUCUCCAUCAGAUGAUGAUGACGGUAACAAUAACUCGCAACAUAAUUUAAAUCGUAUCAAUUCAUGUUUUCAACGAUAUUUAACAUUUUUACAACAAAAUCAAAUUCAACUCUGUUUUGGUUUAAUAUCGUCGUCUUUAGCAGGACAAGUAACAAAUAUCUGUCAAAUAAAACCAUCUUUUAAUUCAUUUAUUAAAAACUAUUGUUGGGAAAUGCUAUUAUCAAUCGGACAUCGAUUUGAACAAAGAUUAGAACAAAGAUUUAUUAUAUUAAUGGAAAAGAUCAAAGAUGAUGAUGAAUUUUUUCAAACAUCAUUGCAUUUAUGGCGUCGUGCAACAGAAUAUCAUUUUUUAUCACUAUACGAUGAAUUAAUUCGUUAUCAAAAACAUAUAGGAGAACUAGAACUUGGCCAACCUCAAUGGAGUCUCUCUUAUCCACCAAAAAAUUAUUGUUAUGUGCCAUCAAUUACCGUUACACCAUCGACAAUUAUUUAUAAACCAUUCAAAUUAUGCAAAACAAAUCGUGUGUUGCGAGAAAAAAAAUUUGGUGGACAAAUGAGUUUUGCUCUUGUGGAUAUUAAAGAGGAAAAUGGAAUGGAUCUUUAUCCACAUGAUUAUAGAUCAUUACGAUUUAAAUUAGAAUAUUUAUUAACAAAUGGCUUUGAAAUUACUCAAAAUCGGAUCUAUAAAUAUUUACAUCAUUCUCAAAGUCAAUUAAAAGAUAAACAAUUUUGGUUUUAUAAUUAUCAAGAAGGAUAUAAUUUAUCAUUCGAAGAUGCUUACAAAUGGAUGGGAGAUUUUGAUGGUGAACGAGUUGUUGCUAAACAUUCAGCUAGAAUUGCCCAGUGUUUUACGAGUGCUGAAGCAACUAUUCAAAUUCCAUCAUCACUCGUUGAAUAUGUCGAUGAUAUUGAAACAAGUGAUGGAAAAUACAAUUUUACUGAUGGAAUUCAACCAAAUCGACCAUUUAGUGCUGUGCAAAUACGAUACGGUGGCUGCAAAGGGAUAAUAUCAGUGAAGCCCGAAUUGGAUAAUUGUGUACAUCAACUGGCUAUUCGAAAUAGUAUGCUGAAAUUCAAGUCGAACCAUGAUAUAUUGGAAUUAUGUCGAAUAUCAAAGCCAAGGUCUUUGUAUUUAAAUCGUCAAGCAAUUGUAUUAUUGUCACAUCGUGGCAUAGAUGAUGCCAAUUUUUUGUUAUUACAAAAUGAACAUCAUUUAUGUCUCAUAGAAUCAUUGUUGUAUCCAUCUUCGGCUUUUGAAUUAUUAUGCGAUAAAAUUAUUCGAAAUUUGUUUCCAUUUCGUCAACUAGUUCUUGAUGGGCAAAUUAAUUUUAUUUUGGAACCAUUUUUUCGACAAUUGAUUAUUACCAUUUGUAAAUAUGAUUUGAAACAAAUGAAAGAAAAAUCGAGAACAAAAAUAGCCAAGACAAAAGCAAGAAACAUGAUUGGCAUAGUUGAUGAAUACGGUAUUUUGGAAUAUGGUCAAGUGUUUAUUCAAUUUUCAAAUAUGAAACAAGAAUCAUUGACGGGUGAUGGUGAUGAAAAUGAUGAAGAAACAACAACAAUAUUAAAACAGCGUGUAGUUGUCACCAAAAAUCCUUGUCAUCAUCCUGGUGAUGCUCGAACAUUUCAAGCUGUCGACAGUGAAAAAUUAAGACAUUUAAAAGACGUCAUUGUAUUCCCACAAAAAGGUCGUAGACCACAUCCAAAUGAAAUUAGUGGCUCAGAUCUUGACGGUGAUGAAUAUGCUGUCUAUUGGCAUGAAGAUUUGGUACCUACAACAGACAAUAUUGAACCAUAUGAUUAUGACUCACAAGAUCAACCAGAAAAAUUAGAUCGUCCAAUAACUCGUGAUGAUAUUAACAAAGUCGUACUUGAUAUUAGUGAACAAAAUUGUUUGGGUAAAUUGUGCAGUUUACAUUUGGCUUAUGUUGAUAAAUAUGGGGUUGAUCAUGAAAAAUGUAUUGAAAUUGCCGGAGCUAUUAGCGAAGAAGUUGAUGCUGGUAAAACUGGUAAACAUCCUUAUACAUUACAGAAAUUGAAAGAAUUAAAUUCUCAUUUGAACAAUGAAAGGCCAGAUUAUAUUGAUAAUAAACAUUAUUCUCAUUAUCCAUCAAAACAUGUUCUAGGUAAAUUAUUUCGAUCAACCUCUCGUUUCGAACCUAACUGGUCAAAACUUGCCUCUACACCAUGCCAUUCUGUCGAUCCAUUAUUAAUUCAUGAUAAUUAUCGUGCGUAUGGAAAUUCGGCACGUGAUCUAUUUCGUCGUUAUCGUGACUCUAUUUUGGAUAUUCUUUAUGUAUAUCAUUUUUCAUCGGAUAUCGAUUUGAUUUGUCGUUUUGAUUCAUCCCAACCAACAAAACGAGAUGGUAAUAAUAAUUUAAUAGCUGAUUCGGCACAAACAGAAUUACGAUUACUAAUUCAACGUACAAGAACAUUAUUUUAUGAAGAAUUUCAAGGUAAUUGUGAAUGUCCACAAUGUUUAGAACCAAAAUUGGCUAAAGUGAGUGCAUGCUAUAUGAUAUGUUAUCAACAGCAACAACAACAAGAUUUAUCAAAAAAGAAGAAAAUUAUUAGUUUUCCGUGGUUAUUUGCACAACUGUUAAUUAAACUACGACAAAUUAAUAUUCAAAAACAAACAAAAUUAUUAUCACACACUGUUGCCGCGGAUAUAUUGGAAGUUCAACAUUAUAAACUUACUGGUGAAGCAUUAAAACGAUCUUUACAAUAUUUACAUGAUAAUGUACAACUAAAAUUGUCUGUAUCAUUCAAUGAUAAAGAUAUUCAAAUUCGUCUAGGCACAAAGAAACGUUCAAAACAUCUUUGUACCUAUCGCCGUCUAACUCUGCUUGAAGUAUGUUUCAUUGAAAUUAUAAAUCAUUGGCUGUAUGAUCAACAACAGGUAUUUGUCAAAGAUCAACAACAAUCAUUACCAACGGAUAAAAUACCACUAUUACAAGAAGAAACAUGGCAACAUACUUUAACAAAAUUUGUCAUGCAGCAAAAUUCACCAAAUGAUUGUGGUGAUGGUAAUGAAACAACGUGUUCUCAAAUGAUUGUUCAACAAUCGGAUGGUAUUCAAAAGGAUGUUUAUUAUGAUAAAGUUCGUCAAUUGUUGGAUCAGAAGUGGUCGGACAAUGAUGAAUAUCGAAAAUUAGCAUUAAUGCUCAAACAACUACUACGAAUAACAUCACAAUGCGCUAAAAUUCAUCGAAAUGAGAUGAAUAGGAGUGAAGAAUUCACUUAUUUAAAUGAAUAUCUGAUAUUAGCGUUGCAACAAAUAGCUACUGAUAAUGAAUUGUUGAAAUAG